AUGAUGGCGGCAAACCCUCACAGCUCCGUCUCUCAAGGAGACCUCGAGCUUCUCGAUGCCCUCACUUCGAUGCCUUCCUCUUUCCCGCACCAGCCUGACUAUGCUUCCUCAGCUACCAAACCAAGGCCGCUCUCUACGCUCGACGCUCUCCGUCGACCUCCCAUCGACCCUAUGGUCUUGGCUGCAAGUCUAAGCUCGGGUCCUCAUGUCACUCGCCACCACUUCUACCACUCGUUCGGUAGUCAUGCUGACGGUAGCAAGUCGCAACAGAUGCCUGCUAGUCAGCGUAAAGCUGCUGCCACUGCCACCUCGAGUGGUAGUGGCUCUCGACCUUCCCAGCCUCGUUCUCGGAGACCUUCGGCUGCAAGUGGUUCCUACGCAAAUUGCGACUUUGACGACUUUGAAGUUCCCACUCCCAACAAGGCUUCUUCUUCCGCUAUCAAGAUCGAACCUCCCCCCGAAGUCACCGAUGAGGAAAGAGCUUUCUAUGCUAGUAGACAAGCUCCUCGCAGUGUUCGACUGCAAAAACAGAGAGAGCUUGAACAACGACGAAUGCAGUCCAAAUCCGCCGUCCAACCCAUCACCACUGCUACCGCUGCCGCUGCAGAUGCAGCCGAAACCCAUGCCGUAGCUCAAGCCGUUGGUGUACGUGCCUCUGGCCAACCUGCUCAACCUGAUUUGCUCAAUAAAUCGGGUAACCAAGCACACCAAACUGUGCAGCUUCCACCUCCUGCACCUGCGACAAAGAUAGCUCAGGCACUCGACGAACGCAAAGCAGCCGUAGCAGCUGUCAGUGCCUCUGCUAUGCCGCUUACUCCUUUCGCCGAGACGCUGCCUGCGCAAGUUGGCACGCCGGUGGGUAAACCUGCCAUUUCCUCCAUCGUUCGUCCUCCACCUGUUCGUGUUAGGUGUUAUGCUAGGACAAGAGUCCCGACACCUCACGGCGAGAUCUUUUGUCAUCUUUACAAGAACACGCACGAUACAAAGGAGCAUCUGGCGCUGGUUAUCGAUCCGUAUCAAAACGACGAGGAAUCUACUCAGAUGGGACCUGAUGGUCGACCUCUCAAGGAGUCAGACGAGUUCUACCAGCAGCAUGCAUUGAGAAGUAAGAGUUUGGACGAAGUAUGGGGAGCAGAAGAGAGCGAUAUGGAACGCAUCGUCCGAGGAGCAUACAUGGGCAGAUUAGGUCCCUCAUUCCAAGUGGCAAGUAAACCUUUACCACGUCAUGCGCAUCCUUUGCACGGUAGACAGAUGAAAUCUGCGGAUGAUGGAGAGUUGGCACCUUUGGUUCGAAUCCAUUCGGAAUGUUUCACGGGCGAGACUAUUGGUAGUCAACGUUGUGAUUGUGGCGAACAGCUAGAUGAGGCGAUUCGGCUUAUUUCAGAGGCUUACGACACGUCUAAACCUUGGCAUCACUCGAAAAAGCCGAACAAGUUGGGUAGAGGUGUAAUCGUCUACCUCCGCCAAGAAGGGAGAGGCAUUGGCUUACUGGAUAAGUUAAUGGCGUAUAAUUUGCAGGAUAUGGGACAUGACACUGUCUCGGCUAAUGUUCUUUUGGGUCAUUUGCCGGAUGCGAGGAAGUACGAUAUUGCGUCUGCCAUUUUGAGGGAUCUAGGGGUGGAUGAAUGUAGGUUGUUAACGAAUAAUCCGGAGAAGAUGGAAGCGUUGGAGGCUGAGGGAGUUAGGGUGACGGAGAGGGUGGGGAUGGUUCCUAGGGUUUGGAAGUUUGGCAAACGGUUGAAACGCAAGAGUAAGAAGACACGUAGUGGGAGAAGCAAAAGUGAAGCUAAGAUUGGGGGUGGUUCAGCCCGCAACUCUCCUCUUCGAUCUACUGCGCAGGGUGGACACGGGAAGAAAGCUUCUUCUUUACUCGGUCGAAUAUCAUUCGGAGGCAUGGAAAGUAACGUGAUAUCCCAAGCCAGUACCUCAGACUCCGACGUCGACCCUACCACAGCUGGACUUCGACAUCAAGGAGAAGACAUCCUCAACCCUGGAGACCGUUUCGAAUCCGACCUUGACGAACACAAAGACAGCGAUGCCGCAGAUGAGGGGGAGGAUAGUGGUAGUGACUCAGGCGAUUCUUAUAUCGAUCAUGUACUACGAAGAUCAGGUACAACUAUGAUUGGUGCAAGUAUCACCAAGGGUCCUGAAUUGGAAAAGUAUUUGAGGACAAAGGUGGAGAGAAUGGGGCAUUUGUUGGCUUUGCCUCCGGAUCAAGCUGAGAAGAAAGGGGAGGAGGGGGAGGAUGCGCCUGUCUCACAGCCUAAUUCGGAGGAUGAAGGGGAGAGAUAUGUUGCUGUUUAG
Ustilago hordei is the source of this 2304-nucleotide messenger RNA. RefSeq lists its product as uncharacterized. The record is from RefSeq and is a predicted model, not a curated record. The transcript has a single exon. Bases 1 to 2304 code for a protein of 767 amino acids. Gene Ontology annotation, biological process: riboflavin biosynthetic process. Gene Ontology annotation, molecular function: GTP cyclohydrolase II activity. Lineage: Eukaryota; Fungi; Basidiomycota; Ustilaginomycetes; Ustilaginales; Ustilaginaceae.